UUUUUCAAUCAGUAUUUUACGGAAUGCAAAGUUUGGUCACACCUUUUAUUUUUGCGCCGUCGCGGGCGUCCAUUCUUUUGUUUGGUUGUGAAAUUAAGAGUUGCCGGUUGAAACAUGGAAGCUUGGGAUCCCGAGAGAGAUGUGGUGUUGACGGACUCUGAGGAUGAGGAGGAUAUUGCUAUGAAAAGGGACUUCAAUGGUCGCGAUGCCAUACUCUUCGUUGUCGAUGCAAAUCUUGCUGCCGUGGCCGCUGAUGAAGAAAACAACGCAUCGAAACGCGCGCGUCUUAUGGAGGCCCUAAAUAUUAUACGCAGCGCAUUUAUAUCGGGCAUGUUGGUGAAAGACAAGGAUCUGAUGGGUCUAGUAUUCGCCAAUACAGAACACCAACCCUUGCCGCAAGAAGCCAGCUGCCUGGACAAUAUUGUGUUGCCUGCCAAUUGCGCCGUUUUUCUCCCAUUACGCCAGCUGACCAAACCAAUAGUGGAGCAUUAUCUGGAGUUUCUGGACACAGCGGACACACAUUUCGCGGGGGACUACGGCCUGGCCGAGCCGGAUGGACGUGGCAACUUCGCGAAUAUGAUUCGUCUGUGCAUUGAUCUGCUGGAAAAGUGCGGCAAAAAGCUAAACAACGCCAAAAUCGUGUACAUGACAGAUGUGCAGGAGCCCGUCGAUCCAUCGAGUAAUGAGUUCCAGGCUGCUGUGCAAAAAGCCAAAGAUCUGGAGGGAAAGGAGUUCGAAUUUCAUGUCAUACCCAUGGUUGAUAACUUCGACUAUGAGCCUUUCUACAAGGAGUUCAUAAGCUUGUCCCGUGAUAUCGAACCGGAUGCCUUUCAAGUGCCAGAUGCGAAACAGCUGCGUGAAUUGCUUGAGGAUCGCAAACUGAAGCAGGACUUUUUGCGUCGCUGUCUGGGCCACUUCAGUUUAUCAUUGGGCCCCGAUCUGAACAUAUCCGUGCAGUAUUACAAUUACUUUCUGCGCCGGAAUUACCCGAAGAAGGUAAAAAUCUUACGUCGUGACAAUAGCUUGGUGCAAACCAAACGCUCCAUAAUGGUGCGAAAGAAAGAUGCAGAGUCAAAUGAAGUAACACACGAGUAUCAAAUCAAGAUGACGGGAGGCUGGCACGAGAUCAAGUUGGGCGAUAUGAGUUUACGCAUCACCACAGAGCAGUUCAAUGGCGUGCGAAACAUGCAUCCACCGGGCAUGAUGCUUUUGGGUUUCAAGCAUCGCUCCUCGCUCUCCGGAAUGUUGUAUAGCAAGCCAUCCAACUUCAUGUACCCCGAUGAUCAGAAAAUCAUUGGUUCGCGGCGCCUGUUUCGAGCACUUUGGCAACGUUGUUUAGAGCGUGAGAAAAUUGCCAUUUGCUUGUUUAUGUCGAAGCGAAAGUCAACACCGCGGUAUGUAGCAUUGGUGCCUGUGGAGGCAGAUGACACGGAAUCAGAGCAGAGCUAUCGCUCUCGAAUAUCUGGCGAUGGAUUUAAGAUUGUCUAUUUGCCGACAGAGAAACAAAUACGCCAGAUUGAUUGGACCGAGUGGAAUAAUGUUGCCAACACAGCGACCGAAGAAGGCAUCGACUUAUUCCAAAAGAUAAUCAAGAGGCUGCGCGUUAAUGAAUAUCAGCCCUAUUGCUAUAGGGAUCCCCAUAUGGAUGAGCUGCAAAAUAAUUUAAUGGCGCUGGCGUUGAACAUAAAGAGCGAAACUGAGACAAAUGUAACGGAUACGAAAGUGCAGGACGAGCGUCUUUCGAAGUUUUGGGAUGACUAUGACAGCAUAUUUGGGCCCGAAGAAGCGCCGGCCAAAAAACGUACAGCCAAGUCAACGGCCGAGGGAGCGAGUGCGCCCAAGCUGGCGAGAGUAGAUGAUGCUAAUAUCAAAGACUAUGAUUUUGUUCAGCAGCUGAUCAAGGAUGAUAAAUUAAUUGGUUGCACUGCCAAUCAAUUGCGUACUAUUCUCAAGGAACACUUCCAAGUCAAGAUGCCAGCCUCAGCCAAUAAAUCCGUGCUCGUGGAGCGCAUUGUAGCCUUGAUGAACGAUUAAACCAGUCUUCAAAGUGCUGUGCAAAAAUUGUAUAAACAACUACAGAUACCCCAAAAUAUUAAAUGGGAGCUUGUUAAACUGUUAAAAAUUAUGUCCCAUAACAUUAGGCUAAGCUAAAGUAUUUUUAUACACAUUAUGCAAUUAAAUUAGAAAGCUGUUGUACCAAAAUUUGUGGAGAAUAUUUGAGAAUCUUUCGAGUAACUGAAAAGGCAACAAACAGAACAGAAAAUAAGUUGUUAAACAGCUUAACUAUAAAAUAUAGCUUCAAUUUCUAAAUUGUUUUCAUUCGAAAAAUGCUGCAUUGAUUAUUGUGCCAUUUCCGUUAAAAACCUGUUUUCAUUUUGUGAUACCAGCUGUUAAAAAUAUAAAAUUAGUUAGUUGAGAAUAUUUUAUACAUUUGUGGGUUUCGAUUUAAAAAGCCCUAAGAAUAGAGGAAGGAAAUUUAUAAAAUGAUUAAAAUUUGUUAAUAACAUGAUUAUGCUCAUUUUAUUGUUAAAAUUCAAUAUGAAAUAAAAAUAUUAAUAAACAAAUGAAA
Messenger RNA from Scaptodrosophila lebanonensis, 2569 nucleotides. It is a transcript of the gene Irbp, whose product is annotated as ATP-dependent DNA helicase 2 subunit 1. The record is from RefSeq and is a predicted model, not a curated record. Gene Ontology annotation, cellular component: nucleus; Ku70:Ku80 complex. The transcript has 3 exons. The coding region runs from base 115 to 2034 and encodes 639 amino acids. Gene Ontology annotation, biological process: cellular response to X-ray; telomere maintenance; double-strand break repair via nonhomologous end joining. Gene Ontology annotation, molecular function: telomeric repeat DNA binding; double-stranded DNA binding; damaged DNA binding. NCBI's taxonomy places the organism in Eukaryota, Metazoa, Arthropoda, Insecta, Diptera, Drosophilidae.